ACCCCUACAGGGUUUUAAUUGGAUUAGACCAAGUCCAAUGGCCACCAAUGGUUCUCGCUUUCUAACUAGUUGAAUUUCAUCAUCCCACAGAGCAGCAUGGGUAUGCAAUUUCAAAAAAUCUUGGUAUUUGGUGGAAUCCUGAUAGGUCUCCUGUCUGUUAUCGUUAUCUUGGUGGGUGUCCUUUUGAGCAAUACGCUUCCUAAUGUACUAGCACCAGAGGAGCGACACUUUGCCUUCGACUAUGUGAUUGUUGGAGCUGGAACUGGAGGCGGCACUCUGACAUCUCUCUUGGCCAAGCACAGUAAUGGCAGUGUACUGCUAAUCGAGGCCGGUGGACCGUUUGGACUGCUUAGCCGGAUUCCUCUUUUAACAACCUUCCAGCAAAAAGGAAUUAAUGACUGGUCCUUUCUAUCAGUGCCCCAAAAAAACUCCUCCAAAGGAUUGAUUGACCAACGACAGUGUCUGCCGAGAGGAAAGGGGCUGGGAGGAUCGUCCAAUUUAAACUACAUGCUGCACUUUGAUGGUCAUGGACCCGACUUUGAUAGCUGGCGGGAUCUGCACAAUCUGAAUGACUGGAGCUGGUCGAAGAUGCGUCCCUUCAUGGAGGCGGCAAAAGCAAAGCCGGCAGAUAUGUUUGAAAUCCCAAGGGAUUACUCCAAGAUUACUGAAGCUCUAAACGAGGCGCAGGCCCAGUUUUCCCACAAGGAUUGGACCUUUCACAGGUCCAAGUACAAUAUCAAGAAUGGUCUUCGCCAUUCCGUGCAACAGCACUUUUUGAACGAGGUGCUUCAUCGACACAAUUUACGUCUUUUACCAGAGGCUUUGGUGAAAAGGAUUCAGUUGACUCCUGGCCCCAGACCCCAGGCAAGCUCAGUUUUGGUUGGGAUUAAAGAUGAGAACAAUCAGGAGUUGGAGUUCACCAUCGAAGUGGGAAGAGAGCUAAUCCUCUGUGCAGGAGCCUACCAAACGCCACAACUAUUGUUGGCCUCCGGUAUAGGUGAUAGCUCCAUGAUGAAAAAGUUAGGGAUUCCCCUGCAGCACCACCUACCUUCAGUGGGCCAAAACCUCCACGACCACUUUAAUGUUCCACUCUUUGUGUCGAUGGGAGUAACUGGACCCACAUUGAAUCAGAAUACAUUGUUGAAUCCGAUGACUUUGAUCAAUUUCCUGAGCUCUGGCUCUGGGCCUCUGGGAAACUUUGGAGUAGUAGGAAACGUGGCCAGUCAUGGGGGAUCCUCUCCAUUUGGUAUUACCUUUUUUGGAGCCGGGGCCAUUGAUGAGGCUGCCCUUAUGUCUAUCUCAAACUUCAAAGGACCUGCCUUUCGCGCACUGUUUCCUCGCUAUUACAAUUCCUCCCAGGAGGGAUUUGUAGUCAUUUCCAGCUGCCUUCAGCCAAGAUCACGAGGUUCCGUGGGACUUAUAAACCGUCACAUGCGAAGGAAUCCACUCAUAGAUCCAAACUAUUUAAGUAGUGAGGAGGAUGUCGCCUGCAACAUCAUAGCCAUUCGGAGUGCUGUAAAAAUAGUUACUUCCACCUCCUUUGCAUCACUUCAUCCCCGAAUACAUUGGCCCAAGCUCCAAGAGUGCUCCAAUUUCGGCCCAUUUGAGCGGGACUUCAUUGACCACCAACCUUCCGACCUCUACCUGGAGUGCCUAAUGCGUCACAUUGGUCUGGGGUCUCAUCAUCCUGGUGGCACCUGCGCCUUGGGCAGCGUUGUGGACUCGCACCUAAGAUUGAAAGGCGUGGACAAUGUGCGGGUGGUGGACGCCAGUGUGCUGCCCCGUCCCAUCUCAGGGAACCCCAACUCGGCGAUCGUUGCCAUAGCUCUGAGAGCCGCCUCCUGGAUACUGAAGAGCGAGCUAAAUGCCGGUAGUGACGCCAAAUAAUUGAAUUGCUCAGGGAAAUUGUUACAAAAGCAUUCAAGUUGAGGGACAACACUGAAAAAAAACAUACUCAUUUAAAAAAAAUAGAUUAAAAAUCGUUUUUAAAGAAAGAUUUUAAGAAAUAUACUCAUGGAAGUUUUUGUUUUUUAUUUGAAAUAUUAACUUAAAUUAAAUUAUGUUACCUAAACAGCACAGAGCCUAUAAAUUUAAUUGAAUUCAUUUGUAUUAAAUAUAAAAAUAAAAUAAACAUGUUUUUUUAACAAAUUAGUUGCUAAAUUCGAACCAAUAUUUAAUAAUAAUUUAUUUUCUUUUGUGCCACAUAAAAAAACACCUGCCAUCUGGAGAGAAAACCAUUUAAAUCAUAACAAAAUAUAAAUAUUAUAUUUUAAUUAUUAGAAUCUUCACUUGAAGAAAACAGGUUCAAUAACCUUUUAAAUUUUGAAUAAAUAUCACUUUUAAGGGAA
Molecule: messenger RNA, 2348 nt
Organism: Drosophila ananassae
Lineage: Eukaryota; Metazoa; Arthropoda; Insecta; Diptera; Drosophilidae
Gene: ninaG
Product: neither inactivation nor afterpotential protein G
Exons: 5
Coding region: 97-1887 (596 amino acids)
Molecular function (GO): oxidoreductase activity, acting on CH-OH group of donors; flavin adenine dinucleotide binding
Source: RefSeq, a predicted model, not a curated record